AUGCCGGACAUAGCUACCCGCCGGCAAAUCUGCGAAGACACGAUAAACAGAUCCGAGCACAUAACAACAACCACACCAGGAGCUUCUCUAUCCAGUUCCUUCAUCACCUCAACCACAUACCCCGAACUCUCACCCCUGGACCCUGGAUUUCCAGACCUAACCCUCCAAGGCAUGCAAGUCAUUGACUCAGACACCUUCCUCUGCGCGCGAAACAUGCUAGCCACGAAUCCAAAUUUGCAAACCAAGAUUGCAGUCCUGAAUUUGGCUUCUGAUGAACAACCUGGUGGUGGAUGGAGGUAUACGUUGAGUAUGACACAAGAAGAAGCUUUGUGUUAUUCGUCGACUUUGUUUCAGACUUUGAAGAAGGAAUAUUAUCCUUGGCCCAACACUGGGGAAGNNGGAAGUAUAGCAGGAGUGUUUUCACCGAAUGUGGUGGUAUUCAAGGAUACUCUGGAUAAUGAGUGUCGCGAGCUGGAAGAGGAAGAGAGGAUACUGGUUUCGGUGAUUACAGUUGCGGCGCCUAGAAAUCCUGCUCUCACAGCAGAUAAACAGGAAUUCGAGGAUCAGAAUGUGUUGGAGGGGUUUAGGGAGAAGAUUAGAUUGGUGUUGAGAUGUGUAGCAGCAGAGGGAAAGACUGGGUUGGUAUUGGGGGCUUUGGGGUGUGGUGCUUAUCGAUGUCCACCGCUGCUGGUUGCAACAGAGAUGAAGCAGGUGUUGGAGGAAGAAGAGUUUAGGGAUUGGUUUGAGAAGGUGGUGUUUGCGGUCUAUGGCACGGGACCUGUGGGCAAGAGAAACCUAGAGGUGUUUCGGAAGGUGUUUGGCAGUGAAACUUGA
Molecule: messenger RNA, 834 nt
Organism: Aureobasidium musti
Lineage: Eukaryota; Fungi; Ascomycota; Dothideomycetes; Dothideales; Saccotheciaceae
Source: the annotation of a GenBank genome assembly